Schizosaccharomyces japonicus yFS275 is the source of this 933-nucleotide messenger RNA. Its product is annotated as suppressor 3 family protein. The transcript is spliced from 3 exons. The record is from RefSeq and is a predicted model, not a curated record. The coding region runs from base 1 to 933 and encodes 310 amino acids. Gene Ontology annotation, biological process: nuclear-transcribed mRNA catabolic process, nonsense-mediated decay. Gene Ontology annotation, cellular component: nucleus. Gene Ontology annotation, molecular function: nucleic acid binding. NCBI's taxonomy places the organism in Eukaryota, Fungi, Ascomycota, Schizosaccharomycetes, Schizosaccharomycetales, Schizosaccharomycetaceae.
AUGGUGCCGUUUGAUUCUGCAGGCAAGCGUGUCCCAUGCAAGUUGGUCGUCCGAAAACUCCCCGCCAAUCUUCCCGCUUCCGUGUUUUGGGACUCGGUGAAGCCGUGGCACGAGGCGAUUGAACGAAGCCGGUUCCAUCCUGGUCAUCUACAACCCGAAAAAGACCUUGAAGUACAUUCCUACGCGAUCCUCUUGUUUAAAUCACCAGAACAAGUGACAAGCUUUUUUCUCCAUUAUCAGAAUCAUGCGUUUGUAAACAAGAACAACGUUCGCUAUCAUGCUUCUGUUGCAGUAGCCCCAAAUCAAAAGUGGGUCGCUCAUGGGCGAAAGGAUUCACGGAUGGGCACCUUGGAGGAGGAUGAGGAUUUUAUUCAAUUCAAAAAGUCACUAGAGUCCGCAGAAGCGGAUUCUUCCCUAAAACCCAGCUUCCCACUCGCCCCAGAAGAUUCAGUGGUAACGACCGAGCCCGUGAAAACGACAACGCCGUUACUUGAAUACGUCAAGGCAAAACAGCAAAAAGCCCAGGAACGAGCUCAACACCGAAAGGAAAAGGCCCGUCAGAAGAAAUUAUCUAAGCAACAACGUAAGCAACAACAACAAGACGCUGCAGGCGGUGAACCCUUAGCCGCAAAAUCUUCGGGUACGAGCGCGCAAAGCAUUUCGAUAGCAAUUCCAGCCGAUGCAACUUCAGCCACUGCAAAUAUUGCUGAUAAUGCCUCAAGUGUUUCAAUUGAAUCGCCGUCCGUUGGUUCUAUCCCUGCCGCAACUCCCUCUUCCAAACCCUCUGCUGCUCAUAAAGGUCCACGCAGGGCGAAUAAAAAAACAAAAAAACAGUCUGCUGAGUCCAACGUGGCUUCCCAGUCGCUAAAUCCACCCAAAAAAAAUGCAAAGAAGAAACCGCGACCCAAACGUGUUCCAAAGUCUACCACUUGA